Molecule: messenger RNA, 561 nt
Organism: Beta vulgaris subsp. vulgaris (sugar beet)
Lineage: Eukaryota; Viridiplantae; Streptophyta; Magnoliopsida; Caryophyllales; Amaranthaceae
Product: acyl-CoA-binding domain-containing protein 1
Exons: 4
Coding region: 163-432 (89 amino acids)
Biological process (GO): fatty acid metabolic process
Molecular function (GO): fatty-acyl-CoA binding
Source: RefSeq, a predicted model, not a curated record
CCAUAACAAAUAUUUAUCGGACUAGACAAAGAAUAUCUUUUAUUCGGGUUUCUAUUUUAUAUAUACCAGACCAUCAUCUACCCCUCAUCAUUCAAGCAUUGGUAUCUGCAAUUUCAGCCGAUCGCAGAGAGUGAAUCAAAUCAACUUAGUCACUCAACAACAAUGUCUCUCAAGGAGGAGUUUGAGAAGUACGCUGAGAAAGUCAAAUCCUUACCUGAUGCUACCAACGAAGAUUUGCUCAUCAUCUAUGGGUUAUUCAAGCAAGCCACUUGUGGUGAUGUGAAUACCAGCCGCCCUGGUAUAUUUGAUCAGAAGGGACGUGCAAAAUGGGAUGCCUGGAAGGGUAACGAAGGAAAAUCCCAAGAUGAUUGCAUGAGUGAUUAUAUCACAAAGGCCAAGCAGCUGUUGGAGGCAGCAGGUUGUUCCACUUGAUGCUCGUUCUUCAUGUAUUAGUAUUUGCUCCAUUAUCGACGUGUCUUCCUAAGCUAAUCAUGUCUGAUUGCUGUACUUGAACUAGCUGUGUGAGAACCUUAAGUUAUAAUCAAGGACCGUAUCGAUUCA